This is a messenger RNA of Pneumocystis carinii B80, 969 nucleotides long. RefSeq lists its product as hypothetical. Gene Ontology annotation, molecular function: RNA binding. Bases 1 to 969 code for a protein of 322 amino acids. Gene Ontology annotation, cellular component: nuclear exosome (RNase complex); cytoplasmic exosome (RNase complex). Gene Ontology annotation, biological process: TRAMP-dependent tRNA surveillance pathway; exonucleolytic trimming to generate mature 3'-end of 5.8S rRNA from tricistronic rRNA transcript (SSU-rRNA, 5.8S rRNA, LSU-rRNA); nuclear polyadenylation-dependent rRNA catabolic process. The transcript has 6 exons. The record is from RefSeq and is a predicted model, not a curated record. NCBI's taxonomy places the organism in Eukaryota, Fungi, Ascomycota, Pneumocystomycetes, Pneumocystales, Pneumocystaceae.
AUGAUCGAGUUUAUAAAAACUCCAGAAAAUCUCAAAUAUCUUGACAUAAACCAAAUAAAUAACAAUGAAAAUAGAUAUUUUAAAGAGGAUUUAUUAGAUAAUUCAUAUAUCCGUCCUUUUUCCCGCUCAAAAAUUGUUACACCAGGAGAAUUUAUUACUGAUGAUCCUCAAUUUAUGAGAGGACAUGGAACAUAUACGGACGAGAAGAAUAUAGUGUAUGGAUCUGUUGCAGGGACGGUUCAGCGUGUAAAUAAGCUUAUAUCAGUGAAACCAUUAAGAUCAAGAUAUCUUCCAGAAAUUGGAGAUCUUGUAGUUGGAAAGAUUGUCAAAGUUGGUCAUAAACGUUGGAAAGUUGAUAUUGGAUCAAAACAAGAUGCAAUUCUUAUGUUAUCGUCUAUCAACCUUCCAGGAGGUAUUUUGAGAAGAAAAUCAGAGACAGAUGAAUUACAGAUGAGGACAUUUUUUUCAGAAGGGGAUUUAUUAGUUGCAGAAGUGCAAACAUUUUAUUCAGAUGGAGGGGUAUCACUACAUACAAGAUCUCUUAAAUAUGGCAAGCUUCGGAAUGGGUUAUUUAUACAGGUGCCAUCUAAUUUAAUUAUGAGAUCAAAUGUUCAUUUAUACAAUUUACCAAAUGGAACAGAUGUGAUUUUAGGGACGAAUGGGUAUAUAUGGGUGAGUAAACAUAUAGAAAUUUCUUUAGGAAGGCAGGGAGUUAGUAUUACACGAUUAGAAGAAGAAGCAUCUGAAACGAUUUAUUCAAAUAUUAAUGAUGAAAUUGAGCCAUAUAUUUUACAUGAAAUAGCUCGGGUGUGUAAUGUUAUCAAGGUGCUAGCUGCUCGUAAAGUUAUAAUUAAUGAAAAAAUGAUUCUUCUUGGUUAUGAAGCAUCUAUAAUAUAUGAAGAUGCAUCUGCAUUGUUAUUACCUUCUGUUCAGGAUAAAAUAUAUGCAGAAAUAAUAUCUAAAAAGUAG